Messenger RNA from Abrus precatorius (Indian licorice), 1668 nucleotides. Its product is annotated as citrate synthase, glyoxysomal-like. Gene Ontology annotation, cellular component: mitochondrial matrix. The record is from RefSeq and is a predicted model, not a curated record. Gene Ontology annotation, biological process: carbohydrate metabolic process; tricarboxylic acid cycle. The transcript is spliced from 13 exons. Lineage: Eukaryota; Viridiplantae; Streptophyta; Magnoliopsida; Fabales; Fabaceae. The coding region runs from base 72 to 1613 and encodes 513 amino acids.
GUCAGUUUUCAUAUUCCUUAGAAUCCGAAUCAUUCAAAUUCCCCAAAGAAUCAAACACAACAUAACAUAAAAUGACAAUGUCAACGACAACAACUUCCGAACACACUGCACGCAACCGUUUGGCCACCCUCACAGCUCACUUAGUUCCCUCCACCGCCAACGCCGCCGCGAUCCUCCACCCUCUCUGCCUCUCCUCUCCCGCCGGAACCUCGCCGCCGGCGAAUCUGAACGGCACCCUCACCGUCGUCGACGAGAGGACCGGGAAGAAGUACCAGAUCCAAGUCUUCCCAGAAGGCACAGUCAAAGCCACUGACUUCAAAAAGAUAUCUACUGGGAAGAAUGAUAAGGGACUCAAACUUUAUGAUCCUGGCUAUUCGAACACAGCUCCUGUCCGAUCAGCAAUUUCGUAUAUUGAUGGUGAUGAAGGAAUCCUUAGAUAUAGGGGAUACCCCAUUGAGGAGUUGGAGGAGAAAAGCACCUUUAUGGAAGUGUCAUAUCUCAUAUUGUAUGGGAAUUUGCCAUCCGAAAGUCAGUUAGCUGAAUGGGAAUUCGCUGUAUCUCAGCAUUCAGCUGUGCCACAAGGAGUUUUGGAGAUCAUUCAAUCAAUGCCUCAUGAUGCACAUCCUAUGGGUAUGCUUGUUAAUGCCAUAAGCGCUUUAUCUGUUUUUCAUCCUGAUGCAAAUCCUGCUCUCAAAGGUCUUGAUAUCUACAACUCGAAGCAAGUGAGAGACAAGCAAAUAGCACGGAUUAUUGGAAAGAUAACAACAAUUGCUGCUGCAAUUAAUCUUAGAAUGGCAGGAAGGCCACCUGUGCUUCCAUCCAAUAAACUUUCUUACACUGAGAACUUCCUAUACAUGCUAGACUCCUCAGGCAACCGAUCGUAUAAACCUAAUCCUCGACUAACUCGUGCACUGGACAUUAUCUUCAUCCUGCAUGCAGAACAUGAAAUGAAUUGCUCUACAUCCACUGUACGUCACCUUGCAUCAAGUGGUGUUGAUGUAUAUACUGCUAUUGCUGGGGCUGUUGGAGCUCUGUAUGGACCUCUUCAUGGUGGAGCUAAUGAGGCUGUCCUCAAAAUGCUGAGUGAAAUUGGAACUGUUGAGAACAUUCCAGCAUUUAUCGAAGGUGUUAAAGCCAGGAAACGAAAGCUGAGUGGUUUUGGACAUCGUGUGUACAAAAAUUAUGAUCCCAGGGCAAAGGUCUUAAGAAAGCUGACAGAGGAAGUGUUUUCAAUUGUUGGCCGGGAUCCUCUUAUAGAGAUUGCAGUUUCCUUGGAGAAGAUUGCACUGUCUGAUGAGUAUUUCAUCAAGAGGAAGCUGUAUCCAAAUGUUGACUUUUACUCUGGAUUGAUUUAUAGGGCCAUGGGGUUUCCACCUGAGUUUUUCACUGUUUUAUUUGCUAUUCCUCGAAUGGCUGGAUACUUGGCACAUUGGCGAGAAUCCUUGGAUGAUCCUGAUACAAAGAUUAUGAGACCUCAACAGGCUUAUGUUGGAGAAUGGUUGAGGCAUUAUACACCAAUCAAAGAAAGGACUGUAUCAAGUGACGCGGACAAACUUGGUCAAUUGGCUGUAUCAAAUGCCUCAAAGAGGCGACUUACUGGAUCUGGGAUAUAGCCUUUGGAUUUACUAGUGAAUUGUCAUGAGGUGAUGUAUAAUUUAUCAAUAAGUC